Peromyscus eremicus (cactus mouse) is the source of this 2917-nucleotide messenger RNA. RefSeq lists its product as uncharacterized. Gene Ontology annotation, biological process: proteolysis; virion assembly. Lineage: Eukaryota; Metazoa; Chordata; Mammalia; Rodentia; Cricetidae. The transcript has a single exon. The record is from RefSeq and is a predicted model, not a curated record. Gene Ontology annotation, molecular function: aspartic-type endopeptidase activity; zinc ion binding; nucleic acid binding.
UAAACAGUGAUACUGGAGGGAAAAGGGGAUGCCUCCUUCCCCAAUUUGGGCAAGGGACCCCCUGGUCCCGAGCCAUUUGAGGCCACCUCAGAGGUGACCGUUUGGUUUCAGCAGCCUCCUCUGGGAAGUGAUCAGGAGCCUCUCCUGAGCAUUAAACGACCCAUUAGGACUGUUUUUGGGCAUCUCCCCCCACCACAGGAGGAAGUGCCAAUUCGUACUUUGUCCCGGGAAAUUGUUAAAGUCUUUUUGUCUCUUACUGUGGUUGUGGUUUUGCUGUUCUCUCUUUUCUUUGGUUUUUAUCUUCGACUUUCUCACUCUACUAUGGGGAAUACCCCGUCUUCACCCCUAGACUUAACUCUUGCUCACUGGCAGGAUGUUCAAGAGACUGCCAGCAACAACAGUGUGAUUGUCAAGAAGCGAAAUUGGGUCAAUUUUUGUUCAGCUGAAUGGCCCACUUUCAACGUCGGGUGGCCAGCAGGUGGAACCUUCGAUGCAGCGACCAUCCAAAGAGUGGAGGAAAUUGUUUUCCGCCUCCACUCUGGCCACCCUGACCAAGUCCCCUAUAUUGUUACCUGGAGGGGCCUGAUAGACAGGGAGUGGGGACCCCUUCCCUGGGUCAAACCAUUCUUACCCCCACAACAGGUUCCAGGCACUCAGGUCCUGGCCACCAAGCCCAAGAGCUCCCAAGCGGGUCAAGAAAUGGAGAGGAAGCCCACUGCUGUGUUUCAGGGGGGGACCCCUGAAGCAGAACUCUUUCUGCCUCCCUAUUCUUCCCCUCCCCAGGUCCAUCCUAAGGUGCCUACGGAGGAAGCCCAGGAGCCUCAGCCAUCGAGAGCCAAGGAAGGGGGGCCGGUACAGUCCACCCGCAGUAGAAGGGGGGGAACCCCCCAGCCAGACACAACAGUGGCACUUCCCCUUAGGUCUGCUGGGCCCCCGGACAAGGCAGGGAACCAACCCUUUCACUAUUGGCCCUUUGCCACUAGUGACCUAUAUAAGUGGAAGGCUCAAAAUACACCGUUCUCUAGGGACCCCCAAGACUUAAUUAACCUUUUGGAGACAGUUCUCUUUACUCACCAGCCCAUGUGGGAUGAUGUGACUCAACUAUUGGGGGUCCUCUUCACCACGGAGGAGAGAAACCGGAUUCUGGAGAAUGCCCGGAAGCUAGUUCCAGGACCCACGGAUCCUGCCCUGGCAGUGGCUGCUUUUCCAUCCACUCGCCCUAACUGGGACUAUAAUAUGGUGGAAGGUAAGGGGAGUCUCCAUGUUUACCGCCAGGCUCUGUUGGCAGGUCUCAAGGCUGCUGCCCGCGAGCCUACUAAUAUGGCAAAAGUUUACGAAGUAAGGCAGGGGAAUAGAGAAAGCCCAGCUGCAUAUUUAGAGAGGUUGAUGGGGGCUUUCAAGCAAUACUCCCCGUACAACCCAGAGUCUGAGGAAGCCCAACAAGCAGUUAUUCUAGCCUAUGUGAACCAGGCAGCACCAGAUAUUAGAAAAAAGCUACAGUCACUAGAAAGACUAAGGGAGAGGAAUCUGAGGGACUUAGUGGCAGUGGCAGAGAAGGUUUAUAACAAAAGAGAGACAGAGGAACAAAAGGAAGAGAGAAGGGAAAGAGAACGUCAAGAGAGAGAGGACAGGAGAGAUAGGAGGCAAGAGAAGAGCCUGACCAAGAUACUGGAACAGCAACAGACACAGAUGGAGAGAGUGCUCUUGGCUGCAGAAGCAGGAAGCCAUGAGAAGGGAAAAAGGCCUCAACCUAAGCUAGGAAAGAACCAGUGUGCGUACUGUAAGGAAGAAGGACACUGGGCUAGAGAAUGCCCUAAAAAUAAGAGCAAGAGAGAAACGUCAGUGGGACUAGGAAGGAAGCCAACCUCCAUCCUUGCCGCCCUGGAGAAAGACAGUGAUUAGGGAGGACUGGCCUCGGCCCCCCUCCCCGAGCCUAGGGCAACUUUAAGAGUGGAGGGGAAACCUGUCCACUUCAUGGUGGACACAAGAGUGGAAAGUUCAGUCCUCUUGACAUCCGGGGGACCCCUGCCAAGAAAACAAACCUGGGUACAGGGAGCAACAGGCACUAAACCUUAUCAAUGGACUACCCGAAGAACAGUGGACUUGGGAGUGGGACGGGUAACCCACUCAUUCCUAGUCAUUCCUGAGCACCCAUACCCCCUGUUGGGACGUGAUCUGUUUGCUAAAAUGAAGGCACAGGUCCGUUUCACUGAUAAGGGUGCUCACUCAAACACCCUGAUGGGAGGCUUAUUGGAGUGUUUUUGACAAUGCCUUUGGAGGAAGAGUACCAUCUCCAUGAAUAAGAGCGGUCCUCCAUCAAAUGUGCAGACAUGCAAAUCUGGCUUCAACAAUUCCCCACCACAUGGCCUGAGACAGGGGAAUGGGGUUGGCCAAACACAGACCCCCAGUCUAUGUGGAACUUAAGACCAACGUGGACCCAGUGAAGGUCCGCCAGUACCCCAUGACCCUGGAAGCCAAAAAGGGAAUCACCCCCCAUGUGAGACGACUCCUACAAGAGGGAGUCUUGCGGCCCAUUCAGUCUGCAUGGAACACACCCCUCCUGCCAGUUAAAAAGCCACAGAUGAAUGACUACCGCUCUGUCCAAGACCUUCGAGAAGUUAACAAAAGGGUAAUGGACAUUCACCCCACUGUGCCCAAUCUUUAUACUUUACUAAGUUUGUUCCCUCCAGGUAAAGAAUGGUAUACUGUUCUAGAUUUAAAAGAUGCUUUCUUUAGUCUCCCACUUGCACCGAACAGCCAAGGUUAUUUCACCUUUGAGUGACAUGACCCAGACAUUGGAAUAAGCGGGCAACUGACUUGGACGAGACUGCCACAGGAUUCAAGAAUUCGCCCACUAUAUUUGAUGAGGCUCUCCAUGAGGAUCUGGGUGACUACCACACCCCCAUGUCUCUCUUCU